AUGGCGUCGUUGCGCUCAUGGGGCGCGGGCGCAGCAGCAGCAGCAGGAGCAGGAGCAGGAGCAGCAUCCCCGACUCAAGACGGCGGCGGGUUCUCCUCUCCGCUCGGCGCCCGCGCCAAGCCACCCUCGCCCGCGACAGAUUUCAACUUCCACACCCCCUCGCCCUCGCACCACCGCGCACCUCCCCCCGGCGGGCUCUCAAACCAACAGCAGCAGCAGAAUGGAUAUCCCCCCAGCACUCCGCAGACUUCCCCGCUUCCGCCUCCGCCGUCUGCCUCCAUGCCUGGACUCUCCUCCCCGUUCCCCGCCUCCGCCGCCGCCGCGAGCGCAUUGGCUUCCGCAGUAAGCGGCGUUUCCGCCAGCCCGUGGGGAAGCAUGGUGGUGGGCGCGAACGGGCAGCCGCAGCGGUGGCUGGACGCAGCUGGAGUCCUGACCGAUGUGGAGGAAGCCGGGAGGUUCUUAUCGGAUCUGCUCGCUGAUGACGUGGCAGCAUCCGCACCAGGACACGUGGCAGCGUCAGGGCAUAUAGCGGCGGGCGCGGGGGCGGGGGCUGGGUCAGGGGGCGGGGCUUUGGGUUUACCGGACCUGCAGGAGGAUCUCGAGGCCGGGCGGCUGUCUGCCUUCCAGCCGUAUUCGAGCCCGCCGUUGGAGUGGCCGGCGGCAGUGGAGCAGGUGGGGUUCGAGGAGCUACCCGCGGAGCUGAUCGCGCGCUACAAUGCGGCGGGCGGCCAGGGCUCCGCGCUCUGCGGUCUCUUCCCCGCCGCGCGGCUGGCCUGGGCCACCGUCAACAACACGCUCUUCCUCUGGCGCCUGGGGAACAGGGGCGGGAAGUGUGUGCAGUUCACGUGGGAGCAGCACGCCAUCUGCGCGGUGGGGCUGGUGAAGCCACGGCCGUCCGUGUUCAUCCACGCCAUCCAGCACCUCCUCGUGCUCGCCACGCCCUUCGAGAUUCUUCUGCUCGGCCUCUGCUCCCGAGGAAGCCCCUCGAUCCUGUCCCGUGGGCCCACGUCAACAGCAGCAGCGCCAUCCCCUGGCCUGCAAGACACAUCCUUCUUCAGCACGCCUCCUCCUCCCACCUCCUCCUUAUCAGCAGCAGGAGCCGCAGCAGGAGCGGAGGGAGAAGCAGGGGCAGGCACAGGCGCAGGCGCACAGGGGCAGGGGCAGGGACAGGCGCCGUUAGACGAGAUAGUGCUGCAACCGCUGCCUGAUUACGUGGUGAGCAGCGACAACGUGGCCAUGACGUGCGUGGCAGGCACGCCGUGUGGGAGGAUCUUCCUGGGCGGCCAGGACGGCCAUGUGUACGAGCUGGUGUAUAGCUCAGGGUCGGGGUGGCAGCGCCGCUGCCGCAAGCUGUGCCUCACCAACUCGCUCACGUCCAUGAUCUCCAAGCUGGUUGUUCCCUCAGUGUUCCGUUUCUCAUCAGCCAGUCCAGUGGCAGAGCUACAGGUGGACGCAGACCGGGCCAUUCUGUACGCGCGCACACUCGACUCACGCCUGCUCGCCUUUGACCUCGGUGCGGACGGCCAGCAGCCCGCACGCAAGGUGGCCGAGACCUCCCACGUGGGCUCCCUGCGCGAGUAUUACCGCGAAGCUGGCGCUGCUGGUGCUACCGGUGGGUUCGGAGGAGGGGGGUUUUUUGGUGGUGGUGGGCAUGGGGUGGGUGGAGGAGGAGGAGGAGGAGCAGGAGGAGGAGGAGGGAGAGGGGGGGGAGGGGGUCGAGUGGUGCCUACUAAGGCGUCUGUUGUGUCGCUCGCUCCCACAUCUGUAGCCGAGUCUCGCUCCAUUCACCUUGUAGCCGUUCUAUCCGACGGCCGCCGUGUGUUCCUCUCAACGUCCCACACGCCCUCGCACUACCACCUCCCCCGCGCUCUCCCCCACCUGAUCCACUCCACUCCUUCCUCCUCCUCCUCUGCCGCGUCUCACCACACCCACAAGCAUCCGAGGCCUUCCCAGCUCAAAGUUGUUUCUGCCCGGGCUGCCCCUCCGCGAGGUCUCCCCAUCUCUGCUGCCGGAUCACCCGCCGCGGCAGCAGCAGCAGCCGCAGCAGCAGCAGCAGCAGCAAGCGUGGCAGGGUACGGGUCUCCCCCAGGCGCUGCUGGCUUUCCAGGGGCUCCUGGGUGGGGUGCAGCAGGGAGAGGCACGGGACUGGGAGGGUUCUACGAUGCGACAGGAUCAGGCCGAUAUGGUGGGGGGUUUUCAGGGUCUGGAGGAGGAGGGCUGGCAGGGAUGGGCGCGGCAGUGGGCUUGGGAGGGCUGGGCGGCUUUGGAGGGCUGACGUUUGGUGCGGAGCAGGCGCUCAUGCUGCGGGUGGAGGCUGCCGUGUGUCACGCCGGCCAGCUCUCCCUCUCUGAUGCGUCCCCGCCCCUGGGAUCCAUGGCUGCUGCUGCUGUGGCGCCUCCCACUGCCUCGCAGCUUGUUAUAUGCCUGCGGGAUCUCACCAUUCCUCCCUGGUCCCCUGGAUUGUAUGCUGCUGCUGUGCCUGGCGGUGUGUCCAUCGUGCCCCUGGAAGGCCGUGUGCUUGCAAUGGCGGAGCUCCUCCCGCCUCUCCUCCUCACUGCCGCCUUUGACGUCGCCUCAGCUCCUGUCCUGGGCGCUCUUCCCUCUGCUGCUCUCAUUGCUUCCUUCCCCGGUGCCCUCACCGCCUCUGCUGCUGCUGCUGCCAACGGCUUUUUGCCUCCUGAUUCCCCGUUUUCGGGGGCAGCAGGGGCGGGAGCGGGCGCAGGAGGAGAAGGAGAGGGAGGGACGUUGGGCUGGUUGCUCUCCGGAUCGCCAGAGAGAGCGCAAGGAGGGGGAGGGGGAGGGGGAGGGGGCGGAGGGUGGGGAGGGUGGUUUGGAACGCCUGGGAAGGGAGGAGCAGGAAAAGGGGGGGCUGCAGGGGACGGAAGCAGCAUGGGGGGCUUUCGGCUGAAGGAAGGAGGGGGGGAGGAGGAGCAGUUGGCACGGGCGCGGCGGCUGUGGGCGCGGGGAAUCUUAGCUACUCAGCACAUGCUACCCCGGCGGUCAAUUGUAGUGCUGACAACGGUUGGGCUGGUGAAUUUCGCAGUGAACCGCCCUGUGGAUGUGCUCCGGCGCCUGCUGGAGCGGAACGCGCCGCGAGCAGCGGUGGAGAGCUUUUUCGUGCGGUACGGCAGCGCGGAGGCUGCGGCCAUGUGCCUGCUGCUAGCGGCGGGGAUCAGCCCGUGGAAGGAAGGCGCAGUGGCAGGGGAUGGGGAGGAGAACGCUGGGAGAGACAUGAUGGAUGGGGAGGAUGGUGGCAGUGGUGCUGGUCGUGCCAUUGCUGCUGCGGCUGCUGGUGGUCACGCAGCAGGCGGUGCUGCUGCAGGGGCGUCUGGUGGUGGUGGUGCCAGUGGUGCUGCAUCUGCCGGCGUCUACUGCAGCCUACCAUCGGAGGUGCUACAGCUGUACGAGGCCAAGACGCGUCUGCUGGAGGCCUUUCUGCGCUCGCGCAGGGACCACCGCCGCGGCCUCUACGCGCAGGUGGGAUCUGGGGGAGGGUGGAUGUCUGAAGCAAUGGACGCGGAGGGGGCGUUUUCCAAGAGGCAGAGGCUGGCUCCCACUGCCGCCCAGCUCGCCGCCCACGAGGUGCGCGCCACAGAGGGUCUGCGGCGGCUGCUGCGGCGCACGGCGGAGGCGCUGAGGCUGCUGCACGUGCUGUCGCAGCACCACGUGAUGCGCCUUGUGCAGUCGCUGCACCCCUCGUGGCACGCGCUGCUCGCGUCCCUCACCCUGCACCAGCUCGUCUGCUCGCCUGCUGGCGACUCUGCUGCCUCCCAGCUCAUCGCCGCUCUUCUGCAGUACUACACUACCCCGAGUGCUCGCGGGUCCAUGGAGGACAUGUGUGCGCGGCUGCGCACGGACUGCCCGUCCUUCUUCUCGGACGCGGACCAGACCUUCUUUGCUGCAGUUCAAUGCCUUGAGUCCGCACGCCAGGCCGCUGCUGCCGGUGAUGCCGCCACGCGCACGCGCCUGGCCAGGGAGGCCAUGGCGCUGCUCGCGCGCGUUCCCGAGACCGCUGACCUGCUGUCAGUGUGCCAGCGCUUUGAAGACAUCGGGUUCUACCAAGCGGUGGUGGAUCUGCCUCUGCGCAAGGCACGGGCGCUGGACCCCAACAACGACGCCACCAAUGCCCGACUCGACCCUGCUGUGCGAGCAGCUGCCAUGCAGGCGCGGCAGCAAUGCUACGACGUGGUGGUGGCAGCAGUGCGCACGCUCAGUGGCCAGACUACUGGCGCCGGCGUGGCAGCCCGCCCUCAGUUUGGCGUGCCACGCCCGCUGGGAGCGGCGGCGCUGACGGAGGAGGAGAGGGAGCAGCAGCUGGUGGCGGUGGUGCGGCAGGCAGUGGCGUGGGACGAUGCGCUCUUCCACCGCCGCCUCUACGCCGCACUCAUAUCGCUGGGGCUCGACUCGCUGCUCAUCUCCCUCUCCGCUCCUGACGUGGAGGACUUCCUCAGGACGGCUGGCUCUGACGUGGAGCCCCCUGACGAGCAGCUGCAUGUGCGGUACCUGUCGGUGCUAGCGCGGUACUACAUAGAGCGGCGGCAGCAUGAGCUGGCAGCGCAUGUGCUGCUGCGCCUUGCAGAGCGCCAGCAGGUGGACGGCGCGCAGCCUGGCCACCCAGGCUUCCUUUCCCUUGAGGAACGAUGCAACCUCCUGAGUGCAGCAGUGCUGCAAGCAGCAGCCAUCAGCAGCAGCGGGGCCACGGGAGCAGCAGGAGGGGGUGCAGGCGCAAGGGGCAUGGGGGGGCGUGCAGCAGCAGGGGGCGGAGGCGAGAAGGAGGUGGCACGGCUGCAGACUGUACUCAAGGACAAGCUGGCAGUGCUGCAGUUCCAGAUCCGCAUUCGCGACCACCUGCUCGCUGUCGCCACUAGGUUUGACGGCCAACCUUCACCACAGCACGAUGCAGCAGCAUCAGCAGCCGCAGCUACAGCAGGGGGUGCGGGUGCGAUGGAAGAAGGGGGAGAAGGGGCAGCAGGUGCAGGCGGAGGAAAUGGGGCGGGGGAGAUGGAGGUGAGGCGGCGAGCGGAGGUGGCAGCUGCGGAGCUGCAGAGGGAAGUGCGGAGCAUAACGGACCUGUACAACGACUAUGCCGUGCCGUUCCAGCUCUGGGAGGUCUGCCUGGAGAUUCUCCGCUUCUCCAGCUAUGCAAGCGACGGCAGCAACGGCGUGGAGCGGGCCAUGUGGCGCAAUCUCAUUGAGCAGGGUCUGCAGCAGGGUGGCAUUGCAGAGGCGUGCGAGCGGGUGCAGAGGGUUGGCUCCUCGCUCUCCAUGCGCGGUGGUGCUGGUGGCGCUGCUGCUGCUGGUGCCGGUGGCGGUGGCGGUGGUUCUGGGGGCAGUGGGGGCAGUCUGCCUCUCGAGUUUCUCUGCCUGCUGCUGGAGCAAGCAGCUCAGGACCUGGAGGCGAGAGGCGAGUCCUCCCACGACGAGAUCCCCCGCGCUCUCAUCUCCGCCUGCGGCGGCGCAUAUGAGCCCGUGGCAGCAGCAUACUCACAGCUUCUUUCGCGCGCUGCCGGCCCACUCUGCCAGCCAUCCCUCCGCCUGCGCCUGCUGCUCUCCGUCCUCGCUGUUCUCAAGCAGUGGGCUGCUGCACUUGUCGAUGCGGAUGGGGGCCUGGGUGGGGAUGGAGGCGCGCGGGGGAAAGUGGAAGGCGUGGACGGGAGUGAGUUCAUGGCUAUGGAUGGGCCGCGCAUGGGCGAUGGGAUGAGCGCACGCGCCUCCAGAGCUGUGCUUGUCAGCGCUUGCAGCCGGUACAUGGGGGAGGUGCGGCGGCUACCACUGCCCCAGGACACAGCAGAGCAGCUUAUAGCAGAGUUGCGCCAGGUGGAGGCAGCCGUGCAGCGCCCCCUGCCCUUCUUCGGCUGA
Closterium sp. Yama58-4 is the source of this 5859-nucleotide messenger RNA. Lineage: Eukaryota; Viridiplantae; Streptophyta; Zygnematophyceae; Desmidiales; Closteriaceae. The record is from the annotation of a GenBank genome assembly.